Messenger RNA from Aspergillus heteromorphus CBS 117.55, 599 nucleotides. RefSeq lists its product as uncharacterized. Lineage: Eukaryota; Fungi; Ascomycota; Eurotiomycetes; Eurotiales; Aspergillaceae. The record is from RefSeq and is a predicted model, not a curated record. Bases 98 to 457 code for a protein of 119 amino acids. The transcript has a single exon.
UUAUUACUGUACGGAGUAUGGCAUAAUUGUAUUACAUGUACUAGGGAGUCUCUUGUCCUGCAGGGUUGGAGCCCAUCUGAUUGGAGUGUAUCUUAGUAUGAGUCUGUGUUGUGUAACUGGGAGGGCAUGUCAGGAGUCGUUGAGAGUCAGCUUAUCCGGAAGAUUCGGCGGGUCUUGUGCAAGUCCAGGUUGUUGGGUUGGGAGGAUGAACUUUGUGGUGGUUGUUGUUGUUGUGGUUGUGUUUGUGUUUUGUCUCUUUUUUUUGUUUUUCGUACCAUCGACGGCGGCUUGGUGGAAUACUGUUUACGGAGUACCUACUUACGAACGAAGACAUAUGACUUCAUUACUGCAGGGUGUCUGGACGAGUCGAGUAAUUCCAGGGAAGACCUCCUUGCGUCCUGCUGAGAUGCUCCCCCACAUCGCGGUGCUGGACUGGUGGUACAGACCACCGGCCUAACCCCGCAAAGGCAGAUCGGUCGGAUUUCACAUUCUUGAUUGGAGGUGUAGGAUUUCCCGGCCCAGGAGGGGACGAGACACUGGCAGAUGUCCGCAUUAGUCAGAACUGGGCUCUGUCGGUAACUAGUUAGGUGGUGGCCAAU